AUGCUAUACUUAACUAUUGUGUUGUUCAUUGGUUUCACUCUUGCAAGUAGUCAGCCUACGCCUCCCGUAUGGCCAAACUAUUUUACAUAUCAGUGGACAAUGGCACAUGUCUACGAUGAUAUCCAAUUACCUCCAUAUAGUACCAUUCCAACCGCCAAUACAACCACAGGUCGCGGUCGAACCUACUACGACUGGUCAAUUCGAUCAAUGAUUGAAUACUAUUAUGAUAUUUGCAUUCCAAUCUUUGAAGCCACAACUAAUAAUUUCACAUGUAAUUUUCUGAACACAAACGGUACAGCUUAUCUUGUGGUGACUGAUCCACGUGCAACUGGUCGACCACCAUGUUGCAUUUUUGGUAAGCCAUGGAGUCCACCAGCUCCAGAUUUCAUCAGAACCGCUGCCGGAGUUAAAUACAAUGGCACAGGUGUUUUCUAUGACCGACCUGUUCUCUGGUGGGUGUUAGAUGAUCCUCAAGAUCCUGCUGGUCCAUUUGGCUAUUCGUUCUUCGAAGAUACAUGCCGAUCGUCGUCAGCAGCAGCCAACGACAAGACAUGUACACCAUCACAGUUCUUUUUCCGCGCUACGACCGGUUUCGCUAGUCAAUUCUUUGAUAAUUACAUCGUCGAAAAGCCUGAUCCAAGUGUCUUCGCGAUACCUGAUUCCUGUCUCACUGCUACAGAAUGUGAUGUUUGA
Adineta ricciae is the source of this 693-nucleotide messenger RNA. Lineage: Eukaryota; Metazoa; Rotifera; Eurotatoria; Adinetida; Adinetidae. The record is from the annotation of a GenBank genome assembly.